This is a messenger RNA of Phalaenopsis equestris, 1603 nucleotides long. RefSeq lists its product as uncharacterized. The record is from RefSeq and is a predicted model, not a curated record. Gene Ontology annotation, cellular component: nucleus; SMN complex. NCBI's taxonomy places the organism in Eukaryota, Viridiplantae, Streptophyta, Magnoliopsida, Asparagales, Orchidaceae. Gene Ontology annotation, biological process: spliceosomal snRNP assembly. The transcript has 4 exons. Bases 191 to 1414 code for a protein of 407 amino acids.
CCCUAUUUUUCAAAAACGCCACCGGCCCUUUUAUCAAGACAUCAGCAAACCUCCGCCGCGACCGCGUUUUGGGCGAGCCGGACGUAAAAGGCGCCAAACGCGCCCAUAGUCGCUAAUUGGCUCCCGAGGGUGAGGGUUUGGUGCGGAGCCGUAGGUAACUUCAAUCACUUCAGCAGCCGAAAUUGGUGUGAUGGAGCCGGAGGUUGGCUUGUUAAGAGGCAUUGGAGGAGCCAGCUUUCCGGAGAGCUGCUCGGAAGAGACCUCGGUCGACGGAGGCGAUGAAGAAGGUGAUUAUUUGGAGAACAAUGGGACGGGACCGCUAUCAAUUUCAACUAGCGCUACUGGACGUGUGUGUGAAACAAAUCGGAGGAUUUACUCGCGGAGCGAGAUGGAAGACUUAAGGUUUCUAGACAUCGAUGCACAGCGGCGGAUGUGGAAUGCAGUCUACGCUGGUAUGGAAUCUGACGUUGCCCGCGAGUACAGUAAGCUUUGGGUGCCAGAUGAUCAAAAGAAAGGGAACCAUGAAAAUUUAGUAUGGGACAAGUUAGUGAGAAAGAAGGAUGAUUUUGGAGCAGUGGGUGAGGUGUUCUCAUUGAAUAUGAUGGAAUCGGGCAUUUUCUUUUCCUCAUAUAAUGCUUAUGGUGAAACAUUGGUUGGUAGUGAAAAUUACACUAUCAAUGAAGUAUCAUUUUGUGACGAAAAUAAUGUUGUGGAGUUUGAAAUUGAUGACGUUGAUGAUGAUGACAGUGAUGAUGAAUAUGAAAGUAUUCAGAGGCCUGCUUUCCUGGUUGAGGGAGAACCUGAUUUUGAUUCUGGUCCCCCUUUAGAUGGCCUUGAGUACCUUAGGCGUGUGCGGUGGGAAGCUGCACACAUUCCAAAAGUGAAGGUAGCCGAGCUUAAUUUGACUAAGGUCUGCGGAGAGCAAACUCCUUAUAUGCCUGUUAUUGCAGGUAUCAAAGAAUGCCCAUUGAAUCUGUUACCUUCAAAGCAUUGGGAGGAUGGCUUCCUAGCUGAUUUUUCAAAGUUACGGCAGGCUUUUUCAGAGUUUGAAAAUUCUCGCACAACCAACGAGUCUCCAAAGCCUUCGGCUUGCAGGCAGGUGCCAAGAGGCGAUCCUACACUAACUGCAAUUCUCGCCAUGGAUGCGUCCUCGCGAGCUUCGAUUCUUCGAAGCAGCAUAAGCUCGUUCGAGGCAUCGAGCACCAUCUCAAGAACAGACUGCCUGUGGCUAUUCGCCCUCUCAGCAACUGUAGAUGCGCCACUGAAUGUUGAUACUUGUGCUUCUAUGAGAUGCCUGCUACGCAAGUGCUCGAGCCUUCUUGCUGCAAAAUCUCGAGUUGAUGAUGAGGUUUCAAUGCUCAGCAUUUUGAUCGCUAUAGCAGGGAAAUACUUUGGGCAAUCUGAGAAACGAUAGAUUUUGGCCUAUGGCUGGCCAUUCUUGUUGAUUUCAUGGUGAGUUCUCAAAGCAUAAAUCGUAGAUUUUCUUAACUUUAUUUCUGAUCAGUAUACUACACAUUCAAAUAUUUUUUAAGAAGUUUGUGUAUAUGAAUUUUUCUCUCUUUAAAGCGCUUGUAAAAUAGUGGAUGGGAAGAUAAAAAAAAAA